UCAGGGUAAAAAAAUUUACCCAGUGACUCAACAAUCACAGUCAAAUCGCAUCGCCCUGCUGAUCAACAUUGAAACGUUUACUACAAGUUUAUACAAAUGUAGAGCUGCGAAAGAUGAGAAAGUCAUGCAAAGUCUACUUCAAACUCUUGGAUAUGAGGUAGUGAGAUGUGGGGACAUCACUGCAAAGAUGAUCGAUAAACCUCUGAAAGAAUUUUCUGAACACCCAAAACUGGCCCUCACAGACAGCGUGUUUGUGACUUUGGUGUGUUAUGGAGGCACGGGAACUGAGGAGUUUGAAAUUGACCAAAUCUUUCAGCACUUAAACUCAAAGAACUGUCCUGCACUGAAGGACAAACCAAAGAUCGUCAUUGUUCACGCCUGCAGAGGAGUGGGGGAGGAAUCGGCGGAUUUACUUGAUAGGAAACAAUUUGUGCCCACAGACGACAUCGAAUCUCUGUCAGUGAACUCUGGCAAAGGUCCUCGGACACACAAUGAAAAGGAUUUCAUCAUU
Haplochromis burtoni (Burton's mouthbrooder) is the source of this 511-nucleotide messenger RNA. RefSeq names its product caspase a. NCBI's taxonomy places the organism in Eukaryota, Metazoa, Chordata, Actinopteri, Cichliformes, Cichlidae. Gene Ontology annotation, molecular function: caspase binding; cysteine-type endopeptidase activity. Gene Ontology annotation, cellular component: protein-containing complex. The transcript has 4 exons. Gene Ontology annotation, biological process: proteolysis. The record is from RefSeq and is a predicted model, not a curated record. The annotation marks the transcript as partial.